CAUGCUUUUUUCUUGCGCCGGAAGUCAGUGGGGGUCGCUUGCAUUUAGCGUUUCCUUGAAAAAACAGAAUGAAGAAAAAACAACUGUAGCCAAAAAAACAAUCAGCGACAAGCACGUAGCGACGAGGACAACAUGAACCCUUGGAAGAGGUAAUCAAUCUGCAUUGCAUUUCAUCUAGUUCCGCUACCCAAGAAACGGUUUCCCCAACCGAUCCCUGCCUCCCUGCCUCCCUGCCCCCCUGCCCCCCUGCCCCCCUACCCGUCAUGGACACCUGGAAACCGAACCCCCGGGCCAAGCCUUUCAUUCCCCGGCAGCAGCGCAGCCUCUACCUCACCUGGAAAUACAAGCUCACCAACCAGAGAGCUGUUCGCAGAUUCUGCCAGACAGGCGCUGUGCUGUUCUUGCUGGUGACGGUGAUUGUCAACAUUAAGCUCAUUCUGGACACACGGAGAGCAGCGAUCGAGGAGGAGGCGGCUCAGGAGUACGACGAGGCUCUGCCCAACAUGGAGACCCCUCGGAGACCGCAGAGUGGGAGGAAGGUCCUGGAUAUCGAGGUCUAUUCCAGCCGCUCCAAGGUCUACGUGGCCGUGGACGGCACCACCGUUCUGGAGGAUGAGAUGCGAGAACAAGGAAGAGGGGUACAUGUCAUUGUGCUCAACCAGGCGACCGGUCACGUGAUGGCGAAGCGUGUUUUUGAUACCUACUCGCCCCACGAAGAUGAAGCUAUGGUCCUCUUUUUGAACAUGGUGACGCGUGGGAGAGUCCUGAUCUUUACUAUCAAGGAUGAGGGCUCCUUCCAUCUGAAAGAAGCAGCGAAGACCCUGCUGAAGGGGCUGGGCAGUCAGGUGUCCCUGUCACUGAGCUGGAGAGACAUGUGGACUCUGGUGGUGAAGAAAGGAGGUCAAGUGUAUGGGGAGAAACACUCAAAGUCUCCAGCGCUGUCCACAUGGGGUGAUCCAGUGUUACUGAAGACAGAGGUGCAGUUAACACCAUCUGAAGAUGCCGAGUGCCUCUGGCCCGAUACCGAGAUGAAUCGACGCAGGAAGAUUUUCUGCAGUAAGGUGGAGGGCUAUGGCAGUAUCUGCAGCUGCAAGGAUCCGGCCCCCAUCGAAUUCAACCCAGACCCAGUAAGCUUUUCCAGACUAGCAGAAAAUAACGUGCAUCAUGUUCCUGUGGCUGUUAUCGCUGGAAAUAGACCCAACUACCUGUACAGAAUGCUGCGGUCCUUGCUUUCUGCUCAGGGAGUGAAUCCCCAGAUGAUCACUGUAUUUAUAGAUGGAUACUAUGAGGAGCCUAUGGACGUCGUGGAGCUCUUUGGUCUGAAGGGGGUUCAGCACACGCCAAUCAGCAUUAAAAAUGCCAGGGUGUCCCAGCACUACAAGGCCAGCCUGACUGCCACUUUCAACUUGCACCCUGAUGCACAGUUUGCAAUCGUCUUGGAGGAGGACCUGGAUAUCUCUGUUGACUUUUUCAGUUUUCUGAGUCAGACGGUUCAUUUACUUGAAGAAGACGAGAGUCUGUACUGUAUUUCAGCCUGGAAUGAUCAGGGCUAUGAGCACACUGCAGAGGACCCGGCCCUCCUGUACCGUGUGGAGAGCAUGCCUGGACUGGGCUGGGUCUUAAAGAAGAGCCUUUACAAGGACGAGCUGGAGCCCAAGUGGCCAACGCCGGAAAAGCUGUGGGACUGGGAUAUGUGGAUGCGAAUGCCUGAACAGAGAAAGGACCGGGAGUGCAUCAUUCCCGACGUGUCCAGAUCUUACCACUUCGGCAUUAUUGGGCUGAACAUGAAUGGAUACUUCCAUGAAGUUUAUUUUAAGAAGCAUAAGUUGAACACAGUUCCUAAUGUUCAGUUCAAGAAGGUUGACGGUUUGAAAAAGGAUGCCUAUGAGGCAGAAAUUCAGAGACUACUCGGUGAAGCGGAGUUGCUGGAUCACAGCAAGAACCCAUGUGAGGACUCCUUCAUUCCAGACACGGAGGGAAAAACCUACAUCAUGUAUAUUAAAAUGGAACAAGAGGCUGACAGCACUGCAUGGACUGAGCUGGCCAAGUGCCUCCACGUCUGGGAUCUAGAUGUCCGAGGGAACCACAAGGGACUGUGGCGUCUCUUCAGGAAGAAAAACCACGUUCUCGUUGUUGGAUCUCCUGUGUCUCCCUACUCUGUAAAGAAACCCGCACAGGUGACCCCGAUUCACUUGGAGCCCCCUCCGAAGGAGGAAGGAGCAGUUCCUGAACAGACGUGAUCUCCAGGUGUGCAGCGUCUGUGUGUGACAUGACAGCCGCUGUGCAGCCACAACAACCACUAACCCAGCCUGGUGACCAGCGCAGAGUCCGCUCGGAGCACGGGGCAAAAGGGAAUGAAAACCAUGGCGAUGGAACACAACCUUUUUUAUUUAUUUAUAUUUUGUUCAUUUUAGUUGCAAAUCAGCCCUGAUAUGUUUUACAUACAAACCCUUUAACAACGGGGUUUUCUUAACUUUUUUUUUUCUUAAUGGCUGAUGUGUUGUUGUUGUUGUUGUUGUUGUUGUUGUUGUUAAAAGUAUAUACUGGCAUACGUCUUCCUGUGGAAUCAAAGGAGAACUAGAAGGCUUAGAAGCAUAUAACAGUACUCCAUUUUUGAUGGCCCUUCCUGGAAAGAUGGAUCCAUUGGUAUUCCAGUAUCUUAACCGUGGCAGAUGUAAAUUUUGCCGCUCCUUAACUUUAUUAAUCCAGAUAGUGUAUUUCCCCCAGGAGUGGUUUAUUGACCAAUUAUUAUUUAUUUCUUAGCAGACAUUACUGCAUACAAUUAAAAUUACUGCAUAUACUAAACAAAUACAGUGAAAUGAGGUCUGUGAACAUGUACAUUUAUACAUUCAAGGGAGAUUGGGCACUGUUAAAUCAUUCAAAUAGAAGCCAUUGUGCUUUUUUUUUGUGGGGGGGUGGGGGGCUGUUAUUUAAAGCUUCACUCCAGACUGUAUUGUUCAGUGUGCUUCAGUUAGGUGUGGGGGUGUGCAGAAACUCCUACUCUUACUCGCCAUUGCUUUUCAGAAGUGUUCAUCAGCAAUAUUAAUGUGUUGAUUUCAAAACUAGAAAAGCUGUCCUUCCUUCAAGAUUACAGUGGCGUACCAGUCCGUGCCAAUUAACCUCCGUGUUUUAAAAGCUGAUUGGAAGAAUGUUUUCCUGUCGUCCGCGGCGCUGGCGUUUGCACUGCCUGACUGGCAUGCUGAGGGCAUGAACUGCCGAUGAAAAGUGAGUUUACGGCCUUGGCAUGACUGUUAGAGGCAUGAAUGAAAAUACCUUACUGAAACCCAGACUAGCUCAUUAGGUCCGAAUAUUAGCUACAGAAUAUUGUAUUCCUCUUGUGUAUAUAAACUGUAACCUAUAUAUUUAUUUAACUCAACUGCCGCUGCUGUCACUAUGAGGGAUAGUUUUAGUGGCUUUAUUAACUUUAUCAAGGAGCAAAGCGCAGGAUCAGUUGAUAAACAGCCUAAAUUGCCUGAUUUUAUGAUCUGAUGUGUGUAAUAUAUAUUUUAAAUUCAAUUUUUUGCUUUCUUAUUAACUUGUGUUCAUGGCACAUCGUUUAAUUGUGUGGAAAUUCUUUCUUGUUUGUUUUAUUUUGUUAAUGUUAAAGUUUUGGUAGUAAAUUGAAUCCAGUAGUUUUAUGUUUUAUAUUGUUGUCUCAAACUGAUCAUGGUCAACUACAUUUCAUAUUAAGUGUUCAAUUUAUUUAUCCAUAAGUAUUUCCUGUUACUUUUCUACUGUGAAGAAGACCAUUUAACUGUUGGAUAUUGAUGCAUUCAAUGGUGAAGGAAGUAAGCAGGCAUCCUGGAUUUCUAAGGAAUAUAUAUAUAUAUAUAUAUAUAUAUAUAUAUAUAUAUAUAAACAUUUGUAAAGCUUACAAAGAAACAAGAUUCAGCAGUAAUAGCUUGCUUUUCAUAAAUGCAUUUUGCAUAUACUCUUUUGAUUUGGGUUAUUUAGAUGGAUGCGUAGUAUAUUUUCAUAUAAAUUAAUGAAUUAAAAAAUAUGUUAAUACCCAAAGUAAACUGCAUCUAAGGGUAAAACAUAUUGGUGAGUGUCUGCGUAUGUUUUCAUUUCAGAAACAACUUUCAAGUACAGGGCUAGUAUUUUAUUAGUGCUUUCUGUUUCCGUCACUGCUGGGUCAGAGCGAUUUGUAAUUGUACAGUUUUUAUAUGAAUUAUUGUUGCCCACUGCAUGUCAACUUUUAAGUAAAUUUUUUUUUUUCUUCGCAA
Messenger RNA from Acipenser ruthenus (sterlet), 4226 nucleotides. RefSeq names its product protein O-linked-mannose beta-1,2-N-acetylglucosaminyltransferase 1-like. Gene Ontology annotation, biological process: protein O-linked glycosylation via N-acetylgalactosamine. Gene Ontology annotation, molecular function: beta-1,3-galactosyl-O-glycosyl-glycoprotein beta-1,3-N-acetylglucosaminyltransferase activity. The record is from RefSeq and is a predicted model, not a curated record. Lineage: Eukaryota; Metazoa; Chordata; Actinopteri; Acipenseriformes; Acipenseridae. The transcript has 22 exons. Gene Ontology annotation, cellular component: Golgi membrane. The coding region runs from base 264 to 2240 and encodes 658 amino acids.